Lycium barbarum (goji berry) is the source of this 999-nucleotide messenger RNA. RefSeq lists its product as uncharacterized. NCBI's taxonomy places the organism in Eukaryota, Viridiplantae, Streptophyta, Magnoliopsida, Solanales, Solanaceae. The transcript has 3 exons. The coding region runs from base 1 to 999 and encodes 332 amino acids. The record is from RefSeq and is a predicted model, not a curated record.
AUGAUUGGUGGGAGCCAAAAAUUAAGGUACAUCUCUCACAUUUUUCUAUAUGUCUUUCUUGUUUCUUUCAUUGCUAAAUUUCUUGGUUUGUUUAAAGUAGUUUUGAAUUUAGGCAUAUUCUUGAUGACUUGUGCACAUGGAGCUGGAAAUCGAAUGAGACAAGAUAUCUUUCAACAUUCUGGAGAGAUAGUUCAUAGACACUUUCAUAGUGUUUUAAAGGCCGUUUGUAAGCUUGCAAGAGAUAUCAUCAGAUCACAUCCAAAUUAUAAUGAUGGUUGUGAUGCUCACAAGCCAUGUAAACAAAGUAUCUCCCUUUCUUUAAAAAUUCCAGGAGCAAAAAAUGGAUCCCAAGUUUUUUAUUUUAGAUUCACUUCUUGUAGGAUUAUAUUGGAGCAAUUUAUGGCACAUAUGUUAAAGCUAGAUUACCGCAAGGAAGGAGCAGCUCACGAUAGUCGUAUAUUUGGUGAGGCCCUUCGUAGACAAGAGCUUAACUUUCCACAUCCACACGGAAACAAAUAUUAUCUAGUUGAUGUAGGAUAUUCACACAUGAAUGGAUACAUGGCUCCAUACAAAGAAAAUAAUGUGAGAUAUCACCUAGUUGAAUUUCGCCGCGGUGCAACUCAACAAUUGCGAGAGCCAAGAGGACGCAUUGAAAAAUUUAACUAUUUACAUUCUUCUUGUAGAAAUGUAGUAGAGCGCACAUUUGGCGUUUGGAAAGCAAGAUGGUCUAUUUUGAGAUACAUGUCUUACUAUCACAUUAACACACAAAGGGACAUCGUACUUGCUACUAUGGCCAUUCACAAUUAUAUUAGAAAGAAAUGCAAUGUGGAUGGUGCAUUCCAAACAGCCGAGAAUGAGAGCUAUAUUCCAUUGGUUGAUUCUAAUAUUGGCACAACUUCAAGAGCUAACAAUGUAGAUGUCGAAGACGUAAGAGAACAAAAUGAUGUCUAUUGGAUGGGGUUUCGUGAUAUGAUUGCUAGUGACAUUUCUAAUGCUUGA